Brassica rapa (field mustard) is the source of this 1368-nucleotide messenger RNA. Its product is annotated as epimerase family protein SDR39U1 homolog, chloroplastic. The record is from RefSeq and is a predicted model, not a curated record. NCBI's taxonomy places the organism in Eukaryota, Viridiplantae, Streptophyta, Magnoliopsida, Brassicales, Brassicaceae.
AUAAUGGAAAACCCAUUAAAGGCCCGUUAAGUUCGCUUCUUCAUUCAAUAUGUACGUACGUGUCCCCUCCACCACUCAGUGUUAACGAUCAAAUCAGAACAACGCGAUGGAGCUUCUCUGCUCAACAACGUCUCUUUCCUCCUCCUCCUUCGCUCUGUCGUCUUCUCUUUUCGUUCCUCCGUCAUUCUCCAUGGGAGGCACAAAGAGGAGGUUAGUGGUUCUAUGUAGCUCUGAAAAAUCAGAGAAGGAAGAUAAGAUGACAGUGUCAGUAACUGGAGCAACUGGCUUUAUAGGCAGACGAUUGGUUCACAGACUUCGUUCUGAUAAUCACUCUGUCCGUGUCUUAACUCGCUCCAAAUCCAAAGCUGAGCUUAUAUUUCCUGCCAAGGACUUCCCAGGUAUCGUGAUUGCUGAAGAAGGGGAGUGGAGAGACUGCAUUCAAGGCUCUACUGCUGUUGUCAACUUGGCUGGUCUGCCUAUUAGUACUAGGUGGUCUCCCGAGAUCAAGAAGGAGAUCAAGGACAGCCGAGUCCGUGUCACUUCUAAAGUUGUUGAGUUGAUUAAUAAUUCACCAGUGGAUGCUCGACCUACCGUUCUUGUUAGCGCCACAGCUGUUGGUUACUAUGGUGCUAGUGAGACAGGAGUCUUUGAUGAAAAGAGUCCGUCAGGAAAUGAUUAUCUUUCAGAGGUUUGCAGAGAAUGGGAAGGAACAGCGCUGAAAGCCAAUAAGGAUGUAAGAGUUGCACUUAUCCGCAUUGGUGUUGUUCUGGGUAAAGAUGGUGGGGCUUUAGCCAUGAUGAUACCCUUUUUCCAAAUGUUUGCUGGAGGACCUCUGGGUUCAGGACAACAAUGGUUCUCUUGGAUUCACGUGGAUGACUUGGUGAAUCUUAUCUACGAAGCCCUCACUAAACCAUCCUAUCAAGGAGUUAUAAACGGGACUGCGCCAAACCCGGUUAGGCUUGGGGAGAUGUGCCAGCAGCUAGGCAGCGUUCUUGGUCGGCCGUCGUGGCUACCAGUUCCUGACUUUGCACUCAAAGCUUUGCUCGGAGAAGGUGCAACUGUGGUUCUUGAAGGACAGAAGGUUUUACCUGUAAGAGCCAAAGAGCUUGGCUUUGAAUUCAAGUACAAAUACAUUAAAGAUGCUCUUAGAGCCAUUAUGCAGUAAGGUGCCAACACAGAGAUCAUCUUCCCGCAUCAGAUUUGGUUAUAGAAAAACAAGAGAUUCUUUUGCUAUUCGUCUUAUUUUUGAGUUAAAAACUCGAGGCAUAUGCAUGUAUGGUCCAAGUGUUUUCCAGUGAAAUCUCAGAACUGUAGAGAGUGAAACUCAGAAGAAGACAUGUCUUAAUUGAAAUCACAUAUCUUAUUUCA